Saccoglossus kowalevskii is the source of this 2993-nucleotide messenger RNA. Its product is annotated as stress-70 protein, mitochondrial-like. The record is from RefSeq and is a predicted model, not a curated record. Gene Ontology annotation, molecular function: ATP binding; ATP-dependent protein folding chaperone. Gene Ontology annotation, biological process: protein folding. NCBI's taxonomy places the organism in Eukaryota, Metazoa, Hemichordata, Enteropneusta, Harrimaniidae.
CGAGAUUUGACCCACGUGGUAGUACAUCGCUCUGCUAUUCAGAGGCUAAAAAAUUGUGCGCGUCUUGAACUUUAUAACAUGUGGAACGUUGCAAGGAUAUCGGGGAGACAUCUCCAACAGAGUGGUAGCUUAUUCAGACAUUCAUUUCAACACAGAAGCUUCUCUAGCCUCAUUAAUAAGGAACCAUGGGUGUGUACAGAAUGUCAACCUCUAAGACACUACAGUUCAGAUACAGUGAAGGGAGCUGUUGCGGGUAUCGACCUGGGUACUACAAAUUCAUGUGUUGCCGUCAUGGACGGGAAAAUGCCAAAAGUUUUAGAAAAUGCUGAAGGUGCUCGCACAACGCCCUCGGUGGUGGCUUUCUCAGCAGAGAGUGAACGUAUUGUCGGUAUGCCUGCAAAACGUCAAGCUGUCACAAAUCCAAAAGGAACAUUUUCAGCAACAAAGAGACUGAUUGGCCGGCGGUUUACUGACGCCGAAGUACAAAAAGACAUAAAAACAGCAUCAUUUGAUAUAGUGAAAGCUUCCAAUGGCGAUGCAUGGGUACAGGCGCAUGGUAAAAUGUACUCACCAAGUCAGAUUGGUGCCUUUGUUUUAAUAAAAAUGAAAGAAACUGCCGAGAAUUAUAUUGGGCAGCCAGUGAAAAAUGCAGUUAUUACAGUACCAGCAUAUUUCAAUGAUUCACAAAGACAGGCAACCAAAGAUGCCGGUCAGAUUGCAGGACUAAACGUUUUGAGGGUAAUCAACGAACCUACAGCCGCAGCAUUAGCAUACGGAAUGGACAAAACAGACGACAGAAUCAUCGCUGUAUAUGAUUUGGGAGGCGGUACGUUUGAUAUUUCCGUACUGGAAAUUCAGAAAGGUGUGUUUGAGGUGAAAUCCACAAAUGGCGAUACAUUCCUCGGUGGUGAGGAUUUUGACAACAUGUUGGUCAGCUUUCUGGCGCAAGAAUUCAAAAGAGAUCAAGGUAUUGAUGUGACGAAAGAUAACAUGGCUGUUCAACGUCUCCGAGAAGCAGCAGAAAAAGCUAAAAUAGAAUUAUCGUCAGCCAUGCAGACUGAUAUCAACCUCCCAUAUCUCACCAUGGAUGCUACGGGACCAAAACACAUGAACUUGAAAUUGACAAGAGCGAAGUUUGAAUCAUUAUCAGACGCAUUAAUAAAAAGGACAAUACAGCCCUGUCAGAAAGCGAUUCAGGAUGCAGAAGUCUCAAAGAGCGAUAUCAAAGAUGUUAUAUUAGUCGGUGGAAUGACAAGAAUGCCCAAAGUUCAACAAACCGUUACUGAAGUUUUUGGCAAGGUGCCAAGUAAAUCAGUCAACCCAGAUGAGGCUGUUGCUAUGGGCGCAGCAAUUCAAGGUGGUGUACUUGCUGGUGAUGUCACUGAUGUUCUCCUUUUGGAUGUUACACCAUUGUCAUUAGGUAUUGAAACAUUAGGCGGUGUUUUUACAAAACUAAUCAACAGAAAUACGACGAUACCAACGAAAAAGAGCCAGGUGUUCUCAACGGCUGCAGAUGGACAGACACAAGUAGAAAUUAAAGUGCAUCAAGGUGAACGAGAAAUGGCGACAGAUAACAAACUCUUAGGACAGUUUCAGCUUAUCGGCAUUCCACCUGCACCCCGCGGUGUCCCUCAAAUUGAAGUGACGUUUGACAUCGAUGCUAAUGGUAUUGUCAACGUUUCCGCUAGAGAUAAGGGAACUGGAAAGGAACAACAAAUUGUUAUUCAGUCUUCUGGUGGUCUUAGUAAAGAUGAGAUUGAAAACAUGGUCAAGAGAGCUGAACAGUAUGCCGAGGAAGACAAGAAGAAGAAGGAACAAGUGGAAGCUGUUAAUAAAGCUGAAAUGAUUAUUCACGACACAGAAACAAAAAUGGAGGAAUACAAAGAUCAACUACCAUCAGAAGAGGCUGCUAAACUGAAAGAAGAAAUCACCAAAGUUAAAGAAAUCCUUGCUAAAAAGGAUGAGGAGGCACCGGAAAAUAUCACGAGUGCCGUCAAUAAUUUGCAACAAGCAUCAUUAAAACUCUUUGAAGUGGCGUACAAAAAGAUGGCGCAAGAAAAGGACCAAUCAUCUGGUAGCAGUGACAGUAGCAGCACCGAUGCGAGUAGCAAUGCAAGCAGUGAAGGUGACAAGAAAAAGGAAGAAGAAAGCAAAUAAUUACCCAUCUGUAAAAACAUUUGUCACCAGAGGGCGCUGUAACAUAUUUCAAACUAUGUUCGCUGAUAUAGUUAGCCAUCAAUUGAGGAGCGAAUAGAAUGACUGGAGAUAUUUCAGCAUGUGUGGCAUGUUAUUAGACAUUAAUAAUAUUACUUUGCAAAAAAAUGUGUAUAAAUAAUAGUCCUAUAAAUUGUUUACAUGACUAGCCCUACUUUCUCCGCAACAUGAACUGUAUUUUACUCCUGCCAUAUAGUACAUUUCUGUAGUUCUGUACUAUAACAGAACGUGUUACAUGCACGUUGUGUUAAUUAUAAAAAUCCAGGGUAUUAUGCUUGCACUUGAAUUGCGGACUUAAAGUUAUGUGACCUCUUCCAAGUUCUUAAAGGUUUGUAUUUAGCUGCAGUAAAGGGAACAAGACUUUGCAUCAUACGAUAUUACCAUGGAAACAAUAUCUGCUAUUUAUUUAUGUUUCGUACAUAUAGUUGAAAUUGUUUAUCACAAGAAACAAAUUUUGAAUGAAACUUGCAUUUGAUUCAAAUAUAAUGCCAUCGCAAUGUCUUUUACAAGCAAUAUGAAUGCGUUUCAUUUAGUACGGCUCCGACUUGUGUAUUUAAUGCUUGAAUAUAUCUAAAAAAUAUUACAUACAUAGUUCGAAAUGUAUUUGUCUGCUAUGAGCGUUUUUACAUUGUCAUAACAAUGACUCUAUUUGUGUAUUGCCCAACUUUGUAUAAAUUUUGUGUGAAAAAAACAAGAUAGUAAAAUGUAUUAGAUCAAUGGGUUGAUUUUUGUAUGAAUGACUAGAUUAAAACGGCAAAUCAAAGAAAGCUUAGAAAGAA